Corylus avellana is the source of this 1577-nucleotide messenger RNA. The record is from RefSeq and is a predicted model, not a curated record. NCBI's taxonomy places the organism in Eukaryota, Viridiplantae, Streptophyta, Magnoliopsida, Fagales, Betulaceae.
UACGUGUUUCAGACCACCAAACACACCCUCUCUCUCUUACAGUAAAUAAAAAAUAAAAUAAAGGAAAGACGAAAGAUAUUUUUCUCUUUAAAAUUCCGAGCCCUGUACGUUGAAAUUGAAAAUUAUCGAAAGCGGAGUUUCCACGCAAAAUUCCAUUCAAUUUUCUUGUCUUUUCAAUUCAAUUCCACUUCCAGUUUCCACCCUUGAAUUCCUCUCUCUCUCUUUGAUUCCAAACGCUGUCGUAUCUCUGGCUCGUUUUUCAUCUACUGGUUUCUCAAACGAUCGAAUUCCAAGCUGAUUCCAGAACGUCGGCGUUUUCAGAACCACAACCGGCAAGGAACCAAACGGAGGGUCUUUCGGCCUUUAUAUACACAUUCGUACGUGUAUUUUGUGCAGGGCAGAGAGACUUGGGCAUUGGCCGCGAGUUUUGCGUACUGAAAGGAUUGGAUUUGGAUUUGGAUUUGAAUUUGAAUUUGUUGUGAGGAGCAGAAAUGAGUACACAGCUUUUGGAAAUUCAACCCAAGGAACUGAAAUUCAUAUUUGAAUUGAAGAAGCAUAGUUCAUGCUCAAUUCGACUGGCCAAUAAUACCCAUAACUAUGUUGCUUUUAAGGUUAAAACUACAUCCCCUAAGAAGUACUGUGUGCGACCAAAUGUAGGCAUUAUUUCGCCGAAAUCAGCUUCUGAUUUUACAGUUACAAUGCAAGCUCAACGGACAGCUCCACCUGAUAUGGAGUGCAAAGACAAGUUCUUGAUCCAAAGCACAAUAGUUCCUGAUGGGACUACUGAUGAGAACAUUGAGCCUAGCAUGUUUGCCAAAGAUGGCGGCAAGUACAUUGAAGAGAACAAGCUGAGAGUAAUCCUUGUUAGCCCACCCCAUUCGCCAGUGUUGUCACCAAUUAAUGGAGCACUGAAACAGGGGCUGGCUUAUGAAGCUUCAAAGCCGAAAAGUCAGGUUUUGAGUAGAGUUGAAACAAAGCAAACGGUUACUAAGGAUGUAGAUGAGUUCAAAUUGGUCAAUGAUGAGGUGCUACGGCCAGAAAAGGAUAUGGAGUUCGAAGCAGUGGAGGAUGCAGAACAGAGUCCAGCAAAUGAUGCAGAACUGAGGACAGGAAAUGAUGAUGCAGAACUGAGGACAGCAAACGAUGCAGAAUUUGAGCAAGAAAAGGAUUUAAAACUGAAGCCAGCAGAGGACGUGGGGUUAAAUUCAAUAAAGAAUGUAGAGGAGUUAAAUAUAAUUAAAGAUGUUGAGGAGAUGAAGUCAAAACUAGAUGGUCUUGAAUCAAAGCUAAGGGAGGCUGAAGUUACUAUUUCAAAGCUAACGGAGGAGAGGAGAUCAAGCAUUCAAGAUAUAAAAGUCUUGCAGGAGAAACUUGCAGAAUUGAGCAGAAGAGGAGUAAGAAGAGUUCAAGUCGGAUUCCCGCUUCUAUUUGUUUGUAUGGUGGCACUCAUCAGUGUUGUGGUUGGAUACCUUUUACACCGUUGAACAGUGCACAAAGCCUUAACAAUAUAUUGAUAGUUAGAGGUAUAAAAGUACAGGAAUCCCUUGAACUGAUGUAUUUUAGUCAGCAUGUUCAAU